CCUUCUGCUUCUGGCCAAUAUAAAUACAGCUGCAGCAUGCUGAGUUCAUGCAGACAAACUGAACACACACUCAGCACAGCCAUCUCACCUCUCUUUUAUGUUUAUUAGAUCAGCUUUCAGUUGUGAACAUUUUGGAUCAAGUCCAGUAAUCAAGAUGCGUGCAUUAUUUCUUAUGGUCCUGUAUGCUGUACUGUGCUGCGCCAGCGCUGACAGCAACCAAGACAACAUAGAGACUCUAAUGGAUAAUGUUCUGGUCCUGAGGGUGCCUUUUGGCCAGGGCACCAGGGUGUAUGUUCCUCUGACCUGUGGAGAAGCUUAUCAAAACCAGCCUGUGGUUUGGAAGAAAAACGGCGUGUCUCAGCCAGCUCUGCAGGGGAACCAGGUCAAGGUCCUGGUGGAGGAGAUGGAUGGAGGAAACUACACUUGUCACCUCGGCCCAGACGGAGAAUACCUCAACCACACCGUGAUCAUGAUCCAACUAGACCCAGACAACAGGACUGUCAUACUGGAGGAAAAAUCCCCUGAAGAAGGUCACAUCCACUGUUCAGCACCUAACUAUAAAGGCUCCUUCCACUGCACCUGGACAAAAACAAAGUUCAGAUCCAAUGCCGCUGUGCUCCUGGUGAAAGUAGAACGUUCUUUGGAAACGAUUCCCUGUGAGCUGGAUGCUGAUGGCUCAGGGAUUCGCUGCCAGGAUGCCAACUGCCCAUACAAAGAGGAACAACACCGCAUCUCCCUCACCAUUUACAUACAUAGCUACUCUCGCCUUGAGGCCUACACAAAGGCUUUCUACCUGAGAGAGAUUGUGAGGCCGGCAAAACUCCCUAACCUGCGCAUCAGUGAUGGGACGGUGUUCAGCUGGAACUACCCUGACUCCUGGGAGAAGCCAUGUACCUUCUUUGGCCUGCAGUUCCAGGUCAAGGUGGUCAAGAUGGUCAAAGACCAAAACCAUCCCUGUAACAGUGAAGAGCACAUAAUGAGUAACAUCACUGAUGAAGCUAAGUAUGAGGUCAAUGUCAAACCCAAAAAGUAUGUUUUCUGUGUGCGAGCUCAGGACAAGCACACCAACGGGCCAUUUGGCGACUGGAGCAAUUGCAUAGUGAAUAAAGAUGUCGUGACCUGCUAGCUUCUUUCACUGGACUGCAGCCAUAAAGGAAGGAAGAACACAAGGAUGGAAGAAAAACCUUUCCUAACUCACCUUGUUUUGUUUUCACACAUUCAUUUUUUAAAGCAAUGCACAAAAAGUGGUGCUGUGCUUUGGGAGUGAAUGUAUACCUGUACAGUAUUUAUUGAUCACUCAUUUAAAAGUUGUCUCUUUUGAACUACAGUAUAUUGUUAUAACAAUUUGUAAUAUGAUUUAAAUCAAUUACUUUUCCUUUAUGCCCUUUGUAACUCUUAUUCAUAACUAUCCUUGCAGAAUUGUUGUUAAAUGUUUCUUAACAUUUCAUAAUAAAUUGAUGAACAUUUUAA
Messenger RNA from Siniperca chuatsi (mandarin fish), 1470 nucleotides. RefSeq names its product interleukin 12B, b (gene il12bb). Gene Ontology annotation, molecular function: protein binding. Bases 98 to 1126 code for a protein of 342 amino acids. The record is from RefSeq and is a predicted model, not a curated record. The transcript is spliced from 9 exons. Lineage: Eukaryota; Metazoa; Chordata; Actinopteri; Centrarchiformes; Sinipercidae.